Messenger RNA from Marchantia polymorpha subsp. ruderalis, 3779 nucleotides. The record is from the annotation of a GenBank genome assembly. NCBI's taxonomy places the organism in Eukaryota, Viridiplantae, Streptophyta, Marchantiopsida, Marchantiales, Marchantiaceae.
UGUGGUGUGGGGUGGUGCGGUGAGUGAGGUGUGAGGUUGAGGUGGGCGAGAGGGCGAGUGAGUGCGAGGGGUGGGUCUGAGUCUCUGCUGGGUUCGAUCAUGAGGGAGGAGCGAAGAGCGGAGGAGCUUAAGUUAGUCUAGAGGGGGCAGUGGCAGGCCCGUGGCCUGGGCUGGCCUGGAAAGUGGAAGGCGAGCGAAUGCAGCAGAGCAGAUAGUGCCGGAGGAAAGUGCUUGAUUUUGUGUCUCUGCGAAGAAGGAGCUCCUGUAGAGCGAGUAGCAGCACAUUUCGUUGGUUGGUUACACGGUCCUCAGGGGGCUGCACCAGGAACGGGAAGGCAAGGCCAGGCGAGUGAGCAAGCAGAAGCAAGAGGGGGAGGAGGAGGAGAAGGAGGAGGAGUACAACAGAGAAAGGACAGAGAGAACGAAAGAGAGCGAGAGGAAGGAAUAGAAGUCGGUGGAGGUGGAAGGCGUCGCGGCCACAACGACGCGAAAGACGCAGGAGAAGAAGGAGGCAACGAAGCCUCGCUCGCUCGCUCCUCCCUCUCCCUUUCUCUCUCUGUGUGGGUGUGGAAGGCGGGCGGUUGCGUCAGAACACAAGCGCUUUUGAGAGCGUCUGGUUGCUCUGGGCCAGCCUGCGCGCAUGGCAGUCGCAUUCUAGGUCAUUCUCUCAUUUCAUUCAUUCACAGCAGCAAGAGCUGGACGUGUGCCUGCAUUCAUGAUCCGAGCGACGACGAUCCAAUUGCUUCCAAUUUUUUCCCCGUGUACAGCUUCCAAUGCUCUCUCGUUCUUCUUCUCCUCGCUCUUCUUCUUUAUCUUCGCAACGUCCGGCCUGAGCUAGUCCUCUCCUUCCUCCCUUCGUCGUCACUGGAACUCCUCUUUCUCCUCAUCUUUGGUCUCCGAUCUUUUCGCUCUUCCGUCUCUUUCCUCCCCUUGCUCUGCAGGCAAAAUCAGAGGCGGGGGUUGAGCUACCCUCCUACCCAUCAAGCUCGAAUCAGUCCUCCUCCGCAUUUUCUCAUGGCUCUCUUAGGCUUUCUUUCAGGCGUGGCACUGUUGGCCAUCAGAUAAUCGUGUGCGACUCGUGAUCUUAACACCGCGGCUAUCGGAGCAAUUACACGCAAGGAUCGUAUUUGUAGACUCGCGCAGAUUGGACCCAAUAUUCUUGUAUUGCUGCUUAAAACGACUCAGGAGAAGCAGCCCGCCCGAUGCCUUUGAGCUUAGUUAACGUCGAUUGAUCGGAGUAGGAUCUUCAGAGAGCUCUGGACUGGCAGUUGAAGUCAGGCUCUCGUUUUAGAAAGGGACAAGCCAAAGGAACAGGUUACGCGAGGUUUCAACUUUGAGCUCUUGGGUAAACUAAUCGACAGCAGAGAUGCGUGCCAGGGCUGGCUCAGGCAUCGCUACGAAAUGGAUCGUGCUGCUGUGUUUCGCAAGUUUUAUAGUCGGCACGCUCUUCACAAACAGGAUGUGGCAAGGCCCGGACUCCAGUGGGGGCAUUGCAGAUGAAGUUCUUAUCGAAGCCCAACGCAAACUCGAGUCAAAUGGAGAACCUUGUGACUCUAAGCCUAAGCCUGUUAAUGGUGAUCAAAAGGACAUACUUAGUGAAGUAUCUAAAACCCACAUGGCAAUAAGGACUCUUGAUAAAACUAUCUCAUCACUGGAGAUGGAACUAGCUGCUGCCCGAGCAGCUCAAGCAACUAGUGUAAAUGGAUCUCCAAUUCUGGACAAGCCUGUUGGAGAGGUUACCGAGGGUCGUCAAAAGGCCUUUGUCGUUAUAGGCAUCAACACAGCGUUCAGCAGCAGGAAGCGACGAGACUCUGUGCGAGAGACGUGGAUGCCUCAAGGUGACAAAUUGAAGCAGCUCGAGCAAGAAAAGGGCAUUGUUAUCAGAUUUGUUAUUGGACAUAGUGCAACUCCUGGGGGUAUCCUUGAUCGUGCAAUCGAAGCUGAAGAUGCGCAACACAAUGACUUUUUGAGACUGGAACAUGUGGAAGGUUAUCAUGAAUUGUCUGCCAAAACCAAGAUUUAUUUUUCGACAGCUGUGUCAAAAUGGGAUGCCGAUUUCUACGUGAAGGUGGAUGACGACGUGCACGUAAAUCUAGGAAUGCUUGGCACUACUCUUGCCAGACAUCGAUCGAAGCCCCGCGUGUACAUUGGCUGUAUGAAGUCCGGACCUGUGCUUGCGCAAAAGGGAGUCAAAUACCACGAACCGGAGUUUUGGAAGUUCGGGGAGGAAGGAAACAAGUACUUCAGACAUGCAACUGGUCAAAUCUACGCAAUAUCGAAGGAUCUGGCCACUUACAUUUCAAUUAACCAGCCAAUUUUGCACAGAUACGCCAACGAGGACGUAUCCCUUGGGUCGUGGUUCAUCGGGUUAGACGUGGAGCAUAUAGAUGACCGAAGCAUGUGUUGUGGUACACCUCCAGAUUGCGAAUGGAAGGCUCAAGCCGGGAAUGUGUGCGUUGCAUCAUUCGACUGGGCCUGCAGUGGAAUCUGUAAAUCAGUGGAGAGGAUAAAAGAUGUACAUCAACGGUGUGGAGAAGGGGAGGGUGCUGUAUGGAGCGCAUCUUUCUGAAAGACGACAGCCUCUCAGUGGAUCUUUCUGCACCUAACUGCCUCUUAAUUUAACCUUGUUAAUCAACUCCUAGUGCCAAUUAUUUAGGAUAACCCAGGGAGCCCAAGCCAAGUAUGGAGGUGUAAUCUAUCAUGGAGCGAGAGAGGGCCAAGAAAGGCUCUUCGAGAAGGAUUGGUCUCGUCUCUUCCACCUGGGUCUGGUCAUGGAGUUCGUCCGGGAUGUUUCCUCCUUCAUCCGAGUUCUUCGAGAAGGGUAGGUGAGUUAUAGGUAGAUACAUGAGCAUCGAACUGUAUAUGUAGUCAGCGUCGUCUUGCCUAUGUGAGUCCUCCCUUGUUCAGAGGUGUGUACACGACGACCUGUCAGAAGCUUUAGUGCUAAAUUUUUCCUCUACCGUCACACGGUAUACACCUGUUUCCGUCGCCUGCAAAUUUUUGCCCGAGGGCAAAUGCUGUUCAAUAACAUCCCUCCUCGCAAACAGCUGUUUUCAGCAAUCCCACGUAGCCGCAGCACAGCCAUCCAACCCAACCCAACCCAACCCAGUCACUAUUUCAGACCCGACGGAUUACUGGGAAGUCUGGUCUGUUUCAAAUAAUUUUUGUAGUUCAUUAAUGAUGAUGUGAUGAUUAUGAUACCAGCGCACUCUCAUGAGGAGUCACCGAAGUGAUGUGCCUGUAGAGAGAGACGCUGCAAGCAGUGUAGAUCUUGGGCUUGACAAGAUGAGUUUCUUUAUAACUGAAAUGAGUUUACGGAGACUCGAAAGACGACGGAAGGGCUUCGACAGAUGAUGAGUGUGGAGGAAAUUUGUGAUCAACAACAUUGCAAAUCCUGCGAGGUCAAGAUUUUAUUUUUUGGUCGAGCCAGCCACUUCGAAAGAAGAUCGUAAAGAAUUGCGAUGGGAUGGCCGUAGACAUUCUAGCAGCGAAUCUUUUCAGUCGGAGCAAGAGUAGACGGACUGACUACCAGCCGCCAUUUCCUGAAGCGUUGCUGGAAUCAUGGUUCUCCAUAAUUGUCCCUGAUAGUUUGAUCCGGUCUGUAUUUUUUUUAAAAGGGGUCAAGUUUCUGUACAAUGUGUAGCCACCACCCCAUUUUAUAUCAUCGAGAAUUCGUUCCUCUUCCAGCCAGUAGAGACUUUCGAGUCUUGUGUCACACUAUUUAUUAAAAGAUGAAUUGUUCCGAAGGCUCUCACUCAGGCCACGCUCUUUUCACCACU